AGGGAAUUUGGAGAGAAUUAGUUGUAGUUUUAGAAGAAUCAGAGAAGAUACUUGUUAUAGAGGAAAUUGAUGAAGAUAAUUUAGACUUUAUUAAAUUUUUUCAUGGAGAAAAUAAGGAAUUAAAUGAAUAUAGAAAAAAAGUUAUAUUGAUAGGAAUAAAAAGUUUGCUUGAAAGAGGAGAUUCUUAUUAUUGGGAUAAAACUGUUUAUUUUCUUUAUGGGGUUAACUCUACUGGAAAAUCGGGUGGCGUUGCCCUACUUUUAUCUUUUUUCAGUGCUUAUUACGAAAUAGAAAUUCCAGAUAAUUUUGCAGUAACUGGUAAAAUUGAUACUCACAAUGGAAAUAUCAAAAAAAUUGGAGGUUUAAAAUCAAAAAUAAUUCAGGCAAUUAGGAAUUCAAAAAUAAAAGAUGUAAUUUUGCCACAAGAAAAUCACAAAAAAGCUCUCAAAAUUUUAGACGACUAUCACAAAAGAUAUUCUAACCCCAAAAUACUGAACCUUUAUCCA
This is a messenger RNA of Ambispora leptoticha, 506 nucleotides long. NCBI's taxonomy places the organism in Eukaryota, Fungi, Glomeromycota, Glomeromycetes, Archaeosporales, Ambisporaceae. The record is from the annotation of a GenBank genome assembly.